AUGACAGUCAAUAUCACGAAAUACAAGAUCUCUUCUUUACCAAUUCCACCUUCUUCUCACCUCCUUACACACAAUCUAGUUCCAGAUCCAGUCACAGGAGGAACUUCCGUCUCGAACUUUAUCGAAAAGAUAUUAGCUAAAACACCUAGUGUUCAGCGACGUGCUCGUUUAACAUCCCCAGAAACUCAUUUUUCAUAUGUGACUCCGUUUCCCACCUCAUUUCCUUACAAUAUUGAGCCUCCCUCUCCAGACGAGUCUGAAAAUAUAGAUGACAAGGGUGCUUAUGUAGAGAAAUGGUUAGCAGAUAGGGAGGCGAGAAACCCAAAGGCUGAUGCAAUAUCCGGAUCCUCGGGCAAGUUACAGCUGCAUUAUUCGCUACUACCGGAAAACGACCAGCCCAGAAUCCUGAUUGGAUUAUCCGAAACCGGUCUAAGAGACUGUGUACCUCACUUGGAUGUAGGAGAUGCGUUCGCUAUUCUUGGUGAACCUGCCCUUGUAGUCUCUGACACAGAAGGACACGGGUCCAAUCACGAAUCGGACCAAGAGGAGGUCAUAGCUGCCAGACAGGAAAUGAUUGAUGUUCUUGGUGGUCGGGCUGUUCUCAUAUCGCAAGACUACCCCAAAUCGGAGUCUAGGCCGGAAAGAGGAGGUUUCGCACCGUGGAGUCAUCGAUAUUCGGGACACCAGUUCGGAACCUGGGCUGGUCAGUUGGGAGACGGGAGGGCUGUCUCUAUCCUGGCCACUUCACACCCAUCCAAAUCCAAUGACGUUUACGAACUACAGCUCAAGGGAGCAGGAAGAACACCAUAUUCACGAUCAGCUGAUGGUCUUGCAGUGUUGCGUUCAUCUAUUCGAGAAUAUCUGGGCUCGGAAGCUAUCGCGGCGCUAGGAAUUCCCACUACUCGGUCCCUGUCACUCAUAUCUCUGUCCUCCGUCGAAGUUCGGCGAGAGAGGAUGGAGACCGCUUGUGUUUUCACCCGUAUGGCGCCCUCUUUUAUUCGCAUAGGUUCAUUCGAAGCGCUUAGUCCCCCAGAUGGUCACAGUAUGGCUUUCUUCGGUGGUGGUCAGCAGAAACCUCACUGGGAGAGCUUACGGAUCUUGGGAGAAUGGGUUAGCAAGAAGGUACUCCGAUUAGAUUUGCAGGAAGGACAACCAUGGGGCAAGGAACUUGUAUUGGAAGUUACGAGACGAAAUGCAAAGAUGGUAGCUGGUUGGCAGGCGUAUGGUUGGAUGCAUGGUGUAAUGAACACAGGUGUCGUGUCGAUUCUGGGUCUCACUAUCGAUUACGGUCCAUUCGCAUUCAUGGAUGUCUUUGACCCUGCACAUAUCUGCAAUCAUACUGAUGAUGGUGGAAGAUAUGCGUACAAGUACCAGCCCACCAUGAUAAUGUUUGCCCUGCGUGCCCUGCUUAAUUCGCUCGCCCCCUUGAUAGGCGCAGAAAUGGAAUCUGGGAAAGCGGUUUCCCCGGACUGGGCUUCCUCCGCCUCCAACGAAAAGAUAGAUGAAUGGCGACAGCAUGCAACGUCGGCCAUCAAGGACGAAAUGGAAACAGUAUUCCAGGAAAUUUGCAGCACUGAGAAUGGUCUUCUGAUGCGAAAAAGACUUGGUCUUCGUCGUUCUCUUACUACCGAUGAAUCCCGAUUCAUCCAACCACUGCUGACCAUGAUGGAAAAUCAUCGAUUAGACUUUAAUCGCACCUUUAGGCUGUUAAGUUUUUUCAAACCACCUGCGUCGGACAAUGAUAAUGCCAGGUUCAUUCAACAAUUAUUGGACAAUGUUUCGCCUACAGAUAGGCAAAUGCUUAACAUGGAUUCAGCUAGGAAAGAGUGGGACGAGUGGCUGGCAAGGUUUAAAGGACGUAUAGAAGAAGAUCAGAUAUUUUGCAAAGAUGAUGCAGGCAAUGUCGCAUCGGCAGUGUCACUAGAUGAUGCGUAUGAAUUGAGAGUGAAAGAGGCCAAGAAAACUAAUCCUCGGUUUGUACUGAGGCAGUGGGUGUUGGAAGAAAUCAUCAAGCGUGUUGAAAGUGAUCCGGAGAAGGGUAAAAGACAAUUGGCCAAAGUCAUGCAUAUGGCAUGUAGCCCAUUCGAGGCAUGGGGUGCAGAGUGGGAGGAGAUGUCAGAAGAUGGGAAUGGAGAGGGUUUGAGUGUGGAGGAGAAGGAGGAGAGGCGAUAUUGUGACAUUGGUGAAGGGAGUAUGCUUGGAUUUCAGUGUAGUUGCUCCAGUUAAAACCUGAAGGUAAGAUAUUGGAGAAGGUCAGAUGGUUG
Molecule: messenger RNA, 2264 nt
Organism: Lentinula edodes (shiitake mushroom)
Lineage: Eukaryota; Fungi; Basidiomycota; Agaricomycetes; Agaricales; Omphalotaceae
Exons: 8
Coding region: 1-2226 (741 amino acids)
Source: RefSeq, a predicted model, not a curated record